Messenger RNA from Knipowitschia caucasica, 1023 nucleotides. NCBI's taxonomy places the organism in Eukaryota, Metazoa, Chordata, Actinopteri, Gobiiformes, Gobiidae. The record is from the annotation of a GenBank genome assembly.
AUGGAGGAGGUGAUGGAGGAGGUGAUGGAGGAAGUGAUGGAGGAGGUGAUGGAGGAGGAGAUGGAGGAGGUGAUGGAGGAGGAGAUGGAGGAGGUGAUGGAGGAGGUGAGGAGGAGGGGUAAAGAAAUGGUCCUUUCAGGUGUAGAGGAGUUGAUCACAGCAAGUGAAAAAGUUGACGUGCUUGAAUCAAGUAUGCACUCGUUGGCAAUUUCUGAAAAACAUGAUGACGACCUAGAGGCUGCUAAUGAUUUGCAGAAUAGUAUGAUUGAGAUGGAGGAAGCUGUUUGCUGGGAAGAUGACGACUCUGAUGAGGAUUAUGUUCCUUUCCUCUAUCUACGAUCUACUGGAGCUUCAAGGGCAGAAAUUGACAAGCUUCCUGAAAUACACAUAGAUGAGGCUGUGCUGGAUGUAGAGGAGGUGCCCAUAGUUCCUGAAGAAGAUCAACACAUUCCUGUAAGACACAAGGUUGAGACUGUAGAGGACCUCGUAGGAAAGGAAGCGAGCAUCUGCUACAAUGACAACUUGCUCUCUCUUGCAAGGUACAUGCAGUUGCCUCGUGCAAGUACUGUAGAGCAGUUUAAGAUACUGUGGCAUGGAGUACUACAUCAUGUACGCAAUGAACACACAUGGGCCACAGGGUUCUGUGAGCAUGAGCCAUUGGAUGACAGCAGUCAAGAUAAGCCGUGGAUACAGCAAGGUUCUGCUGCUCAUCAGACCCUGACUGCUAUUGUUUUGAAUAAACGCUGGCUUAAAAAUGUGAAAAAGUACAUAACAUUCAGAACUACGUCAGAUUUGGAGAGUUUUCAGAACCAUAUUCUGAUGUAUGCAGGGAAGCGCUUUGCCUAUAAGUAUAAAGUGUACAGAACCAGGGUUUUCCUUGCUGCAAUAGAUUACAACUACCACAAUGGUCGAGAACAUAGACGCAACAGAAAAGGAGAAAAAAUUUACAGACGUGUCUGGAUACUUGGUCCUAAUGCGCCACACAACACAGCUUGGUAUGACCACCCUAUUGCCCUCCCCUAA